Messenger RNA from Aplosporella prunicola CBS 121167, 848 nucleotides. RefSeq lists its product as uncharacterized. The transcript has a single exon. The coding region runs from base 153 to 635 and encodes 160 amino acids. NCBI's taxonomy places the organism in Eukaryota, Fungi, Ascomycota, Dothideomycetes, Botryosphaeriales, Aplosporellaceae. The record is from RefSeq and is a predicted model, not a curated record.
GGACGAAGUGGUAAGUCUAUGCCAAUCAGCAUCGCUUCUAGGAUGGGUUUCACUGACAAUGUUUUUAACAGGCCCGCAUAAGGGCUGCGGGUCCUCAGCUCCACCUACAUCCCGCGUUCCGUCCCCAAGACCCGGUUACUCCUCAUCCAUCGAUGGCGUCCAACUCGAAGGGUGGUUCCAACUCGCAGAAAGGUUCCAACUCGCAGGGAGGUUCCAACUCGCAAGGUGGGUCUAACUCGCAGAGCGGUUCCACAAAUACUCAUCAUUCCCCGAUGCCACCCACCUCGAAUGGUGAGCGCCCUACGUUCGGUCACGAUGACGUUCUUCAACACUUCUCCUUCAAUACUCGCAUCGACCCGAAAAUCCCCGAUGUCAUGAAGCGCACUCUGGUCGCGCCGGGAGUUUUCUGUGGUAAUGACUUCAGAAACACCGCCAUCCAAGACUGCUGCAGAGAGCGUGGUUAUAUCUGUACCUUCUGCAACUUCGUCAUCUGCCAGAAGUGUGGCGCCACCUGUCGUGGCCCCAUCUGGUGCCUCAGGGCUGCGUGCAUGAGAUGCGCCGUCGCUUACAUCGACAAUGGUAAACCUUAUUGCUUGGAACACUUGACGGAACGUCUUGGUGAAGAAAAGCCUUGAGGGACAUGGAGUUGAAGACUUGACAAGGUAUGAAGGCCUGAUAGACCGACAGACGACGAUCGACAUAAUUCUGGAAGGAAGCUUCUUCCCAGAGGGUUUGGAUUGCAAGACACGUUGUCUUCCGCCACAAACUUUUGGUCUGUCAUGGUUUGGGAAGAAAGAACUAAGAAAAGAAAAAAAAAAAAAAAGAUGAUAAAGAAAACCCGAUAAAAA